UUCAAAGCACAACAAAUCUAAGAAGUAAAACACAUUUCAAGAAACAACAAUGGCAACUACAAAAAGUUUCUUGAAGGGUUUGUUGAUCCUGACAUGCUUAAGCUUCAGUUUUGCUCACAGGGUCCUUGUGGAUUCCUCUACUAGUAAUGAACAAGAUAGUUCAAACUGGAAUAAACAGCAGGUAGAAGGAGGACGUGGUGUUGGCAUUGGAUAUGGUGGAGCCAAAGGUGUCGGGUAUGGAGUUGGUUCAGGUGGAGCAAAAGGUAUCGGGUACGGAAUUGGUUCAGGUGGAGGAAAAGGUCUCGGGUACGGAGUUGGUUCAGGUGGAGGAAGCGGUGUUGGCAUUGGAAUUGGAAAUGGAGGGGGUGGAGGUUCUCAGUCUGGUCAUGGUGGCGGCGGAGGAGGCGGCGGCGGAGGCAGUGGCAACGGAGCUGUUGUUUAUGUACCUUACCCUAUCAGUGGUGGUGCUAACAUGGGCGGUGGUGGAGGAGGAAGUGGAUACGGUGGUGGAGGUGGAGGAGGCAGUGGCUACGGAGGUGGCGGUGGAGGCAGCGCAGGCUUUGUUCCUCAAAUUCCUGUUCCUCAAAUUCCUAUUCCUCAAAUUCCUGUUCCUCAAAUUCCUGUUCCUCAAUUUCCCGUUCCUCAAAUUGGUUAUGUUCCUCUCGUACCUGGUACCGGUUCAUACGGUGGUGGUGGAGGCGGCGGUGGAAGUGGAAGUGGCUUUGGAGGCAGCGGUAGUGGCUUCGGAGGCGGCGGCAGUGGCUUUGGAGGGAGCGGCAGUGGCUUUGGGGGUGGCGGCAGUGGCUUUGGAGGGAGCGGCAGUGGUUUCGGAGGCGGCGGCAGUGGCUUCGGAGGAGGCGGCAGCGGCAGCGGUUUUGGGGGCAUGGUGGGUUGUCCACCACAGUGUAUCAUGCCAGGUUAUGCAGCAGCUGCUAAGAACACAAAUGACCAUCAUCAAGGCAAGAACUAAAAAGAUGCAAGUCAUGAUUAAGCUUAAAGCAAAAAGUAUUGGGCAUAUAAAACAGUAUAUUGUAAUCUUUUACAUGUAAACUUCGAAACAAGUUGAAUAAUAAUAAGCUCAAUUUUAUCUCAAA
Messenger RNA from Mercurialis annua (annual mercury), 1094 nucleotides. Its product is annotated as glycine-rich cell wall structural protein 1.0-like. NCBI's taxonomy places the organism in Eukaryota, Viridiplantae, Streptophyta, Magnoliopsida, Malpighiales, Euphorbiaceae. The record is from RefSeq and is a predicted model, not a curated record. Bases 50 to 970 code for a protein of 306 amino acids. The transcript has a single exon.